CUGUGUCUCCUUUGUUGGUUGUGCGUCCAGUGCUGACUCUGCCUCCGGCACACACACAGACUUCGACGCCGGCCCAGCGCGCGGCGUCGGUUCAGCCUCCGGCGUGGUUUCAGCCCGGGGCAGUGGCUCUUUCUCCAAUGCCAGCUUGGACUCUGGCCGGGCUUGCGCAGCCAGUUCCAACUGUGCAAUCCGUGCCACUGCCGGAACAGCUUACCGUAAACGACCCCUCCCACCGUUCAUUUCUUCCAUUUACGCCGCCGCUGCCUCCUCUUCGUCGUCCUCCUCCUCGGAUCCUUCAUGCCAGGGCGAACGAGCGGAGGCGGCAAGUGGGGAUACGGCGAUGGUGAGGCGUCUGAUGGCGGCGGCGGAGGCGGGCGACUUGGAGCAGAUCCUGGAGUGCCUGGCGGCUGGCGUUCCCAUCGAAGCGACGGACUCCCGACGCAACACGGCACUUCAUGUAGCCGCUGGUAACGGCAGGUGGGAGGUGUUGGAGUACCUGUUGUGCGCCGGCGCCAACGUCAAUGCGCGAAACCGGUACGGCGCCACUCCACUUCAUUCAGCCGCCUGCUCGGACACCUCGGGCACGUGCACAGCGGCGCUUCUGAAUGCCGGAGCGCGGAUCAACGUCGUGGAUGCGGUCGGAUGGACGCCCCUGCACGCCGCCGCCGCCUUCACCAACGGCGCCUCGAUGCAACUCUUGCAGAGCGCGGGAGCGGACCCAGAGGCUCGGAAUACAUAUGGAUUCACCCCACUCGACCUAGCGGUCUUCAGGCGAUUCCUUGAGGACUGAGCAGUGAGCUGCCUGCACGAGCAGCCUGCACGACCGCCCCGCCUCG
Messenger RNA from Gryllus bimaculatus (two-spotted cricket), 836 nucleotides. Lineage: Eukaryota; Metazoa; Arthropoda; Insecta; Orthoptera; Gryllidae. The record is from the annotation of a GenBank genome assembly.